This is a messenger RNA of Brassica napus (rape), 2243 nucleotides long. RefSeq names its product mediator of DNA damage checkpoint protein 1. Bases 128 to 2041 code for a protein of 637 amino acids. NCBI's taxonomy places the organism in Eukaryota, Viridiplantae, Streptophyta, Magnoliopsida, Brassicales, Brassicaceae. The transcript is spliced from 5 exons. The record is from RefSeq and is a predicted model, not a curated record.
CUUGCUUCAUUCUCUCUCUAAAGAUAACUUAAAAUUAAAAUCAUUUCAUUUCUUCUUCAACUGGCAUCUUCAAUCUUUCACAAGGAUCCUUUUUUAACUUAAAGAGAUCUUCCAGAGUUGUUGUGAGAUGGAAUUGGUGUCUGGGAAAGUAAUUCAAGGUUGCUCCAACGCAGGCAAUCCUUUCCAUGAGUGUACUGCUAUUUGUUUAGAUAAAUUAAACUCCGUGGAUCAUGUCUACAAGAAGGAGAAGAAGCUUUUUGGGUUUGGUAAGAGAACUCCAAGUAGGGACACUCCUCCAGACAGCCCGGCUCGUGGAAGCAGAUCGCCUCUGCCCAGCUUUUUCGCCGCCAAAAAGAAGGUUGAGUCAAACAGUCCAUCUUCCACUGAUCACACCAAUAAUAACUUCUUCAGCCGCCUUUCCCCGCUACAUGGACUACCAUCCCAACUCAAGAACGAGGCUGCAACCAGUGUGGACUCGCUCCCCAUGUCUCCUACUCUGGCUGGAUAUUUAGGAGGAGACUAUUUUGCAAGAAAGCGUGGUGGUGAGGAUGAUGAUUUGUACUCUCCAAGGCCUUUUGGAAUUCGUCCUAAGACGCCUGAACACCCUCUUAGGACGCCUCAGCAUAGGCCCCGUACACCCCAACACGUCCCUGAUACUAGGCCGUGGGCGAACCAAGAGGAUCCAAUUUCUCUAGAAACUAGGCCAAAGACGCCCAUACAUGAGUCUUCUGCAAUAGGACGGAGGCCCCAAACACCAGAAACUAGGAAGCAGACUGCACAACAUAGGGGGAGGUCGACUGAGUUCAUGGCAAGAUCCCCCGGGCCAAGGUCCAAGACCCCAGAGCCUCAACCUACCUACUAUGAACCAUCCUCAAGGAGUCCAAAAACGCGGUCCAAGACGCCAGAACCCAGUACUAGGGUUCCACAAACUCAGCCCAUAUCCCACAGAUCUCUUGACAGUGCUGAAACUAGGCCUAGGACGCUGGAACACCAGACCAGGACCGUAGAAACAAGGCCAAGAAUACAUGAAAGUAGACCAAAGACUGCAGUCCAUAGAGGAAGAUCACCUCAUCACAGAGAGACGAUCUCACAAAAUCAACAUAGUUCCUUUGAGAUGGGUCAAAGAUCACCUCAGAACCACAUUUAUCUUGGGAGCAAAGAUGACUCGGAGAACGAUGAUGACUCAGUUCUACUCUAUCCAGAACUUAUUUUGUCACCUCAAGAAAGGCCACCCGUUACGGCUAGUCGCAAGGGAUAUGAAACUCCUACCAAACAAGAAGAACGUUUCGAUCAACUUGAUGAGCCCGCAAGCUCAGAUGACGAUAAAUUUUCAUUUGUGGAUGAUGAUGAUCACGACGAUAAGCAAGACAAGGAGCCUCCAGAGCUCCCAGAUGAAUCACAGAGCUUCAGUCUCUCAGAAAUCUCCCGCAUGAAAGGAAUAAUAACAAUAAAGAAGAGUGACGAGAUCCAGUCCAUUGUAUCUGACUCUAUUGUUUCUGUGGGAGACUACAGAGUCCGAGCGAGCGUCUCGGCCACUCUUUACCAAAUCCUCAACAAGCACGGCGACAUUGCAUCCGGUUCUAAACUACAUUCGCUUCCCACGCGAUCCUACUACCUCGAGAUGCUUGCCUCCGUUGUUUUCGAACUCCAGACGACGCCCUUGAGGCAUCUCAAGGAGUCCCGCGUGGUGGAAAUGCUAGCGAUUGUUAGAGACGUUGAGUCGGUGAAAAUCAAGGCGGGUUGGCUCACGCCCGUCCUGGAGGAAAUAGUCGAGGCGGUGAAGCACUACGACCAGCACGAGAGGAGCAGAGUGGAGAGAGAGGUGUGGGAAGGGGAAGUGUUGCUUGUGAGACAAGAAAUGGAGAGAGAGGGGAAGGAGCUGAAGGAGAAGGAGAAGAAACUGAAGGAGUGGAGAGAGAGAACGACGGAGAUGGCUGGGAAGUUGGGUAGUCUUGAUAUGAGACGAGCGCGUCUUGACAAGAGCUUGGCGCUUUUGAGUUCCAAGGUGGACAAGUUUCAGGGUAAAUAUGUUCUCUUGUGACCAAACAGUUACUUCUUGUUCAUUUGGCGUUGCGUAUGCAUCCGAUUAUUCUUUUGUUCAUCACGUGUGAGUGACAAGACAAAGCCUAGCUAGCCGCAAAAUAAGCAUUUGUGAUUAUCUGUUUUUGGCUUUUCGUUAGAGUGUAAUUAUGUAUAUGUGAUUAUCUGUUUUCUACACGUCCUGUUCUACGUAUAUUUAUCUC